Messenger RNA from Geodia barretti, 1137 nucleotides. The record is from the annotation of a GenBank genome assembly. NCBI's taxonomy places the organism in Eukaryota, Metazoa, Porifera, Demospongiae, Tetractinellida, Geodiidae.
AUGCCCGGAAUACUCUCAGAAUUGCGCGUACUGGAACUGACCCACCGGCCCUCGGGUGCCUAUUGCGCCAAGCUGCUGGCUGACCAGGGCGCGGACACCAUCAAGGUUGAGCCGCCCGGCUGGGGCGACCAGGCCCGCCACGAGCCGCCCUUUAUUGACGAGGUGCCCCAUCCCGACCGGGGCACCUCCUACCUUGCCUUCAAUACCAACAAGCGGGGCAUCACACUGGACGUGGAGCAGGCAGAAGGUCGGGAGCUCUUCGAGCGAUUGGCCACCACUGCGGAUAUUAUUCUUGAGAGCUGUCCACCGGGGAGGCUGGCGGAAUUGGGACUGGGCUAUGAACAGCUGUCCCAAUCCAACCCCGGCCUGAUCCUGGUUUCCAUCACCUAUUUUGGUCAGGACGGGCCCUAUGCCAGCUACCAGGGCGAUGAUCUGGUGGCUCAGGCCAUGGGGGGCUACCUUUACGCGGUAACAGGCUCGGCCAGCCAACCGCCCAUGGGCACGGCCCUGCAGCAGAUGGAGAUUACCGCUGCCCGCAACGGGGCGGUGGCGAUAAUGGCGGCGCUGUUGCGGCGGGAGCAGUCAGGAAAAGGCACCCACAUCGAUGUCUCGACCAUGGAGGCCGCCGUCAGCACCCCCUCCGGGCUGAUUCACCCCUACACCUACACUGGACGCAACCCCCACCGGGGCGGCAGUGACGGCAACGUAAUGGACGGGAUGCACCUGCCCACCCUGGAUGGGGAAGUCACACUCACCACGGCUGGCACCGGCGGCCGUCCCAUGCAGGCGUGGGCCGAGUUUCUGGAGGAACCGGGGCUGCUGGACUCCAAAUGGACCAACCUGGACUUGAUGCAAGAGACCAUGGCCCGGGGCCUGGUGAUAGGGCUGGUUCAGACGCCGCAGCAGGUAAUGGAAUCGCCGCACCUGGAAGAGAGAGGGUUCUUCGUCGAGAUGGACCAUGCCAGGGCCGGCCUAUUGAAAUACCCGGGUUCGGGAUUCUUUAUCGACGGAGAAAACGCCAUGGCAUCGGCCCGACCGGCGCCCCGCCUGGGCGAACACAACGUCGAAAUUCUGUGUGGUGAGCUGGGCCUCACCGUCCGGGACCUGGGACUGCUGCGGGCGGCGAGGGUUAUCUAA